Molecule: messenger RNA, 1332 nt
Organism: Brettanomyces bruxellensis
Lineage: Eukaryota; Fungi; Ascomycota; Pichiomycetes; Pichiales; Pichiaceae
Exons: 2
Coding region: 1-1332 (443 amino acids)
Biological process (GO): ribosomal large subunit biogenesis; ribosomal small subunit biogenesis
Cellular component (GO): nucleolus
Molecular function (GO): RNA binding; DNA binding
Source: RefSeq, a predicted model, not a curated record
AUGGUGAACUCCUUAGAAGAAAGGCUAAAAAAGCAUGCCAAUGCAUUUGAUGGCUUACUUUCAUUAAUACCAGCCAAGUAUUACUAUGAUGAAGAUACCUCAAAUCAAUGGAAAAAGAAGCGUAAGACCAAAGAAGAAAGACAGCGCGAUAAAAGGAGAAAAUUGGAUCCAAAUACGAAUAACGAUGUUAGUGCGGAACAAAUGAUGAAGAAAAGGGAGAAGGAGGCGAAGCCAGUUGUUAUACCAGGACAGAAAGAAGAUUCAUUAAAAAAUGAGUCGAUUGAGAAGAAAUCACAGCAGCCCGAAACUAUAGAUACCCAAGCGAUAACGCUGAUUUACGAUGAUAAUGGAGAAAUACUAAACAAGAAUGAAGAAAAAGAAGCAGAGGAUGUGGAAAGCAAGAUUGCAGAGGAAAAGAAGAAGGAAGCAGCGUUAAAUCAUGAAAAGAACAAAAAGCUAGCCAUUGAAAAAUCAGAGAGAAAGAAGAAGCUCACUGAAGAGCAGAAAGCAUUGAAACAGAAGCAUCUUGCAGAGCUCAGAUCAAAGCUAUCAGCUAAGAUAACAAAGCUUAGAGAGAAACGUAAAGCUCCGGGUACAAGUGUUCCGGGAGCUCCAACAUCAAGAGAGCAGAUAUUAGAAGAAAGACGGAGAAAGAGGGAGCUGAAGAAAAGUAAUAAGCAAGCUGAAGAGGAAGAAGAAGAAGAAGAUGAUGAUGAUGAUGACGAUGAUGAUGACGACGAUGAUGAUAAUGAUGAGGAAGAUACUGAGCGUACAUCUAAGCCCAAGGAGCUUAAGAAGUCUGAUGUGUUUUAUGGAAACAUUACGUUUGAAGAUGGAACCAGAGUCACUUCCGACUUGACUGCUGUUCGUAAGGCAAAGAAGAAGAAAGGUCCUGCAAACAAGGACAUCGGAGCACAUUUAAAGAAGCUCGAAAAGACGAGGAAAGAGCUGGGAGAAAUGGAUGCGGAUAAGAGGAAAAGAGUUGAAAAUAAAAGCAGCUGGUCACGUGCACUUGCAAGCGUUGAAGGUGAGAAAGUGAAAGAUGAUGAGCAGCUUCUUCGUAAAUCACUAAAGAGGAAAGAAGCCACUAAGCGUCGUACAAAGAGAGAAUGGAGAGAAAGAAAGAAGGAUUUGCAUGAGCUGAUGGACGCCAAGCAGCAAAGAAGAUUACAAAAUGUGUGGAUUCAAAAGGAGAAUAAGCGGAGAGGAAAGAAAGAUCAGAUCAGACAGCUACCGUCACAUAAGAAGCUUUCACGUUCGAAUAUCAAAAGAGCAAGAGCUGGCUUUGAGGGAAGAAUUAAAACCGGAAGAGGAAAGAGUCGUGGACAUUGA